Fukomys damarensis (Damara mole-rat) is the source of this 5329-nucleotide messenger RNA. RefSeq names its product Ral GEF with PH domain and SH3 binding motif 1 (gene Ralgps1). Gene Ontology annotation, molecular function: guanyl-nucleotide exchange factor activity. The record is from RefSeq and is a predicted model, not a curated record. Bases 187 to 2064 code for a protein of 625 amino acids. Gene Ontology annotation, cellular component: plasma membrane. NCBI's taxonomy places the organism in Eukaryota, Metazoa, Chordata, Mammalia, Rodentia, Bathyergidae. Gene Ontology annotation, biological process: positive regulation of GTPase activity; Ras protein signal transduction. The transcript is spliced from 19 exons.
UAUUGCUUUUCAGUGUCUCAGGUCAGACACGCAGUCGGAGCUCCAAGGUCACCUCUGUCCACACAAGGGAUUCGAAGCACAGAGGAACCGACUCACUUGCCUGUGGUCUCCCAGCAAACAGGACUUCUCUAGGCAGGUUAUGUCACCAGCAGAGGCUGCCCUGAAGCUCCCUGCGGCCUGGAGACUAUGUACAAGAGGAAUGGUCUGAUGGCUAGCGUGUUGGUCACCUCUGCCACUCCACAGGGCAGCAGCAGCUCAGACUCUCUGGAGGGCCAGAGCUGCGACUAUGCCAGCAAGAGCUACGAUGCCGUUGUCUUCGAUGUCUUGAAAGUGACUCCCGAGGAGUUUGCUAGCCAGAUCACACUAAUGGACAUCCCUGUGUUUAAAGCCAUCCAGCCGGAGGAACUAGCCAGCUGUGGAUGGAGUAAGAAGGAGAAACAUAGUCUCGCCCCCAACGUCGUGGCCUUUACCCGGAGGUUUAACCAGGUCAGUUUUUGGGUUGUACGAGAAAUUCUAACAGCACAGACUUUAAAAAUAAGGGCAGAAAUCCUGAGCCAUUUUGUGAAAAUAGCUAAGAAACUUCUAGAACUCAACAACCUUCAUUCUCUCAUGUCUGUGGUGUCAGCAUUGCAAAGUGCUCCCAUCUUCAGGCUGACAAAGACCUGGGCUCUGUUGAAUCGAAAAGACAAGACCACCUUUGAGAAAUUGGACUACCUGAUGUCCAAAGAAGAUAAUUACAAGCGGACGCGGGAAUAUAUUCGAAGCCUGAAGAUGGUGCCCAGUAUUCCCUAUCUAGGGAUCUAUCUUCUGGAUCUAAUCUACAUUGAUUCUGCAUAUCCUGCCUCAGGCAGUAUUAUGGAAAACGAACAAAGGUCCAAUCAGAUGAACAAUAUUCUCCGAAUCAUUGCUGAUUUACAAGUUUCCUGCAGCUAUGAUCACCUCACCACCCUGCCCCAUGUGCAGAAGUACUUGAAGUCCGUACGCUACAUCGAAGAGCUCCAGAAGUUUGUGGAAGACGACAACUACAAACUAUCGCUCAGAAUAGAACCGGGAAGCAGCUCUCCAAGACUAGUCUCUUCCAAAGAAGAUCUUGCAGCAGGUCCCUCUGUGGGCUCCAGCUCAGCGCGCUUCCGCCGGAGACCCACCUGCCCUGAUGCAUCCGUGGCCGGCAGCCUCCCCACGCCACCAGUCCCUCGACACAGGAAGAGUCACAGCCUGGGCAACAAUAUGAUGUGUCAGUUGAGUGUAGUUGAGAGUAAAAGUGCGACAUUUCCAUCGGAGAAAGCCAGGCACCUUCUGGACGACAGCGUCCUAGAGUCGCGCAGUCCCCGCAGGGGCCUCGCCCUCACCUCCUCCACCGUCACCAAUGGACUCUCCCUAGGCAGUAGUGAGAGCUCAGAGUUUAGUGAAGAGAUGUCUUCAGGGCUGGAAAGCAGGGGACGUCUCUACGCCACCCUAGGGCCCAACUGGCGGGUUCCAGUGCGGAAUUCUCCCAGAACGCGCAGCUGUGCUUACAGCCCCACCAGCCCGUGCACCUGCACCUUGGGAAGCUCAGCAGCUGUGCCCACCAUGGAAGGGCCUCUGAGAAGGAAAACCCUGCUCAAGGAAGGACGGAAGCCCGCACUGUCCUCCUGGACCAGGUACUGGGUCAUACUCUCAGGAUCCACCCUCCUGUACUACAGAGCCAAGUCCUUGCGAGGCACAGACAGAAAACAUUAUAAGUCCACACCUGGCAAAAAGGUCUCCAUCGUGGGCUGGAUGGUGCAGCUGCCUGAUGACCCCGAGCACCCGGAUAUCUUCCAGCUGAACAACCCCGACAAAGGCAAUGUUUACAAGUUUCAGACUGGCUCCCGGUUCCAUGCAAUACUGUGGCACAAGCAUUUGGAUGAUGCAUGUAAAAGCAACAGGCCUCAGGUAAAGUCACCAGAAUCCCACUUCUCACUGGAAAUACCCUCCCGCCCCAGGGACUCGAGCUCCUUAGGAAACAGGUUCCCUUCUUCCCUCAGAGCCCAGCAGCUCUGCUCCCAGGCACCUUCUCUGGGUCAGCAAUUUCCUCUGAAGUAAGACACCCCUUGCACAGCAUAGAAUGGAGCCCAGCAUCAGAACUGGAGACCCGGAGAACUUUGGGUCUGGUUCCUGUGUCUCUUCCACUAAAGGAAAUGCCACAAAAACAUUCACUGAGAAACAGGGAGGUGGCAAGGAUCAGGCUCCAGAAUCUAUUGAAUUCAUCCCCCCAAAGCUGAUUUUUUGGGCAUGUCCUCGACUAAUGCACCUCCCAGUCCCACUCUUGGAAAUGAUAGUGGCAACUCGUUUAUCGAAGGCCAACCCCGUGCUGAUGACUGGGGACUCCUGCUCCGAGGGACUUUGUACAGAUGUGGGCUCCCUCUGGGCUGCUGGACCUGGCUUGGGCUCUGGCUCCCUUCCCACGCCCUCCUCAUUAGCCAUUACGCUGAAUCCUUCACAUACAGGAAUUGGCCCAGUCCUCCAUCUUAUAAGGUUCUCUUCCUGCCUCCAUUUUGUUCUGAGGAUCCUGAGGCUCCUUCAGUGUUACUGCACAGUGGACCUGGGAUCUAACCCAGAGCCACCUGACUCCUGAUCCUGACCUUGUACCCCGAGCUGUCCUGCCCCUAUUUCCCUGGUAGCCCUGCAGCUGUGCCAGCACCCUGGGAAGGCGGCCCUACCAGCCAGGCUGACUCCACAGACACGGCUGUGCUGCCUCUCGGCACAGAAGUGGGCAGGCUGGAGUUUUCCCUUCCCUGCAGCCAGCAAGCAGCAUUGGUGCUCCUGUCCCUAAACACCCAUGUCAGAGAGAACUGGGGACAUCGGGUCCCUCUCCUCAGCCUGUCUGGGAGAGAAGGGGGAAGAAUAGAUGGUGGCCGCUUCUAGGAGGAAGGUCUGCGGGGACCUCGGCUCCAGGUGCUGGGCCUGGAAGGACUGGGACUUACCUGCUGGUCACGGCACAUUGACCCUUCUUGGCCCCUCAGGGCAUCUUGUAAACGGAGGGAGGACACUAGGGGCAGGUCCUAGGGCUCUGCGCUCAGCUUGGUCCUAUUGAGGAUUCUCAGUUGUAACGUAGAUGGGGACAUAUAUGAGAAGCUGGUCCAGAUUACAGGCCGUAAGAAGUUGGAAGGGGAAUAAGCAGGAAGUCCUCAACAAACUAAAGAAGCAGGACAAGGCUAACAUAAGGAUGAACGAGGUACCACAGGGAGGCCCAAAUCCACCUCACUCAGCCCUCUGACUCCCCAGGGAUGCUGGUAGGGAUCCCCCAGGUCCUCGGAGGCGUAUGCUAAAGAACGGUCACUGUAGCACUGCUCUUGAUAGAGCAGUGGAAACUGACAUGACCCGCAGCAGAUUCCUACUGUGCACUGGGUGGCCAUCAGGAAGAGGGCAGCAGAUCUGGGUGCAGCCUGGACAGAGCUCCAUCAUACAGUAAUAAGGAGGGGCACAGACAUCGGGAAGGAUGACGUCACUCACAUUCGCAUACAUAGACAGCCAGCACAGUGGCGCACACCCGCAAUCCCAGCUCUUGGGAGGCUGAGACAGGAGGAUCACCGCAGAUUCGAGCCCAGCCUGGACUGGGCUAGUGAGUUCAGAGCCAGCCUGAAGACUGUCUAGUGAGAUUCAGUCUCAACCCUCCCUCAAAAUACAUAUCCAUGUCUACCAUAUGUAUGUUUGUAUAUGCACGUAAACUUUCUACAGUAAUAUACAAGAAACGAAUUACAUACACACACAUAAACUGAUUCUGGGGCUCGGUGGGUCAAACCCAGGGCCUUGCAUAGGCUAGGCAAGCACAGUACCAUGGAGCCACACCCCCUGCCCAGCUUACCUGUACUCUGUACCUUAAAUUAACGUCAUUCUUGUCUCUGAGGCGGGUAGACCGGUGGCUCUGGUCAGCUGUCAUCUCAAGGCAAUCCAUGGAACAAGGUAUGAAGGACUGAAUGAGGCUGCCCACAUCAGAUGUCAUUAAGAGAGGGAGAGCUGGAUUUGGGACCACCCUGGGCUCAGCCCCGGUGCAUCUGUGCUCCCUCAUCAGCUCUGAGUGCCACUCUUCAGAGCGCAGCACACUGAAGCUCAUGGGCCACGCACAGGUAGCCCGGAACCUACAUGCAGGACACCAGGUGGUUGCAGAACUGCAGGAACUGACAGCCCCGGGAUAGACGGCCUGGGCAGGGUGGGGGAAGAGGCAGGACCUUGGUCUCAGCCUGAAGCAGCCAGAGGAGCCCUGAGCAAGGACCUGCAUUCCCCUGCAGACAGCAGCCAGAGGGCGGCAGCACUGCACAGCAGGCAGGCCGGGACCAUGUUAAAAGCAGUGUGGGUUGGCUCAAAGGGACCCGCUGAUGGGAUUUCACCUGUUGGUGAAAUACAGUGUCUGAGGCAAAUCCUGCAAGUUUUUUUUUUUUUUUUAAGGAUUUUUUUCAGUUUUCAGGCCAAAAUGAAGGAACAUGUUUUCCUACUGUUUCUUUUAUUUCCUAUGUAUUUUUCAUCAAAUAGCCCCACUCUGUGCUCUAUGUGAUAGCAAAAGGUUGGCAGCCAUCAAAAUGCUUGCCAGCAAGACGCUCCUGUUCUUGGAGUCGGCACACGUAGCGGUCAGUUCAGUUGACUGCAGUGAUCUUUCCCCGUUUCUUCUGCCGGUCACUCCAGCCUGCACUUUGCCACCCUGGCCGUGCUGCUGUGAACAUUAUUACUGUCUCCUGCUGCAUGGAGGUGCAUUUUUUUUUCCUAAUUCAUUUUGACCAGAUUGAUAUCAAGGUGGGUUUAUCUUGAUGAGACCGCUUUUGAUCAGGUCUCUUGGAACCCACAGCAGUGCUGGGAGAGGAGGUCUGAGGCUGGGACAAUCCUUGCCCUCGGUGGUGACGGCCCCCAGUGAACAGGGCCAGGGUCUUGUGCCCGAGCAGACUACGGGGAGGCCCGAGGGUUUGUCAUAUCCCCGGGCUUCGUCCUUCUCCUGGGCUUCCACUUGGCCAGGAUUCUCUGCCGUCUCCCGCUUGCUGGUGUCCCCUCCAGAGGUACACGUGUGCCCCAUUCCCGUGAGGCUGGUCCUCCCUACCCCGACUGCAGUUUCAUUUUGAUGGGAGGGUAGUGGUUGAAAGCCUAGGCUCGGAUUCCUACUCACCGUGCACAGAAACCUCUGUUUCCUCCUGGGGCUGCAUGUGAAGUAUUCAGCACAAAGUGGCCGCUAUAUAUUUAUUAUUACUAUUAUCACUGCCAUGCUUCCUCCAUAACUGACCUGCUCAUUCACAGCGUGGCUAGGAAAGGCCUGGUCCCUUCCCCUAGGGUCUACCCCCGUCCCUUUCCAAGCAUCCGAACUUUGACAAGAAGCUAAGUUUUC